Emiliania huxleyi CCMP1516 is the source of this 759-nucleotide messenger RNA. RefSeq lists its product as hypothetical. The record is from RefSeq and is a predicted model, not a curated record. The transcript has a single exon. The coding region runs from base 1 to 759 and encodes 252 amino acids. Lineage: Eukaryota; Haptophyta; Isochrysidales; Noelaerhabdaceae.
AUGCCGCAUACCUAUCAUCUGAUGUACGGCGCGCUGCUGCUACCGCUUGCCGCCAUGCACGGUGACAAAUUCAAGAUGCUGGAGAUCGGAUUGGGAUGCUCGAUGGAGUACGGCCCGGGCGCUUCGGCUCGGUUGUGGCGAAGCCUCUUACCCACUGCAGAGAUCUGGUUUGCGGAGUCAAAUGGCCUGUGCGUGAAUAAAGCCAGGGCCGAGGGCAAGCUGGAUGGACUGCACACGAUGAUAGGGAGCCAGAGCGACCCGGAAACGCUGCGCCGCUGGGUGCACCAGAGCGGCGGCGGGUUCCAUGCGAUCAUUGACGACGGCAGUCACUCCAACCGCGACAUCUUGCUCACUCUCCGCAUCCUCUGGCCGGCGCUGCGCGAUGGCGGCCUCUAUUUUAUCGAGGAUCUCCACGUGGGGCGGAGCCAGAAUGGGCCAGUCGUCUCGGACGUGCUGCAGGGCUGGGCAGAGCGCCUCAUGACCAACACGCGCAAUGAGUCCACCCACGCACGGGCCAAGCCUCGCAACCAUACGCCGCUGCCCCCGCGGCUCAAAUUUGUGCUCAUCCAGCGAGAGGCAGCCGUGAUCGCCAAGUGCUCGGCCGAGGACCCGGCCGACGUCUGUUACGACGUUGGCGAGCAGCCCGAGUGGUGGGGCGCGCUGUUGGCCGACCUGCGCGAUGGCAAGGAUUACCCCAAACUCGGCAUCCAGCGGCUGCAACAAAAGCGAAAGCAGGCGACAGGGGCCGCUUUUGGGUGA